Molecule: messenger RNA, 1815 nt
Organism: Phlebotomus argentipes
Lineage: Eukaryota; Metazoa; Arthropoda; Insecta; Diptera; Psychodidae
Gene: CCT8
Product: T-complex protein 1 subunit theta
Exons: 4
Coding region: 64-1701 (545 amino acids)
Biological process (GO): protein folding
Cellular component (GO): chaperonin-containing T-complex
Molecular function (GO): ATP hydrolysis activity; ATP-dependent protein folding chaperone; ATP binding
Source: RefSeq, a predicted model, not a curated record
CAUUCUCAGAAGUGAGGUUAAAUCAUCCCUUUUGUUUAGCUCGUGAAAAAUCUGCCCGGAAAAAUGGCUCUAUCAGUCCCCAAAGCCCCUGGAGUGUCUUCAAUGCUGAAGGAUGGUGCGCGGAUGUUCAGUGGUCUGGACGAGGCGGUGUUCAGGAACAUCUCGGCCUGCAAGGAGUUUGCCCACUCCGUGCGGAGUGCUUAUGGCCCCAACGGGAUGAACAAGAUGGUGAUUAACCACCUGGAGAAGCAGUUUGUCACAUCAGAUGCCGGCACAAUCAUCCGGGAGUUGGAUGUGGAGCACCCGGCGGCUCGUUUGAUGGUCCUCGCCAGUCAGAUGCAGGAGGCAGAGGCUGGAGAUGGCACGAACUUCGUGGUGAUCCUCGUGGGAGCGCUGCUGGAAGAGGCUGAGGAACUUCUGCGCCUCGGCGUGACCACAAGUGAGAUUGUGGAGGGAUAUGAGAAGGCGCUGGCGAAGGUGCAGGAGAUCCUGCCGGAGCUCGUGUGCCACGAGGUGAAGGAUUGCAGGGAUUUGAAGCAAGUUCAGGAGGCUCUGAGGGCCGCCAUCAUGUCUAAACAGUACGGAAAUGAGGACUUCCUGGCCGAACUCAUCGCCAAGGCGAGCAUCUCGAUUAUGCCUGAGCAGACGACGUUCAAUGUGGACAACAUCCGCGUGUGCAAGAUCCUGGGCAGCGGAAUUCAGCGAUCCGAAGUGUUGCACGGCAUGGUGUUCAAGAGGCAAGUGGAGGGUGACAUCACGAACCAGCGCGACGCCAAGAUCGCCCUGUUCUCCUGCCCAGUGGACAUAAUCCAGACGGAGACGAAGGGCACCGUGCUGAUCAAGACCGCCGACGAGCUGAAGAACUUCAGUCGCGGCGAGGAGAAUCUGCUGGAGGAGCAGAUCCGCGCCAUCGCGGCCACCGGGGCCAAAGUCGUGGUCGCCGGCGGGAAGUUCGGCGACAUGGCGCUGCACUUCAUGAACAAGCACGGCCUCAUGGCGGUGCGCCUGAUGUCCAAGUUCGAUCUGCGGCGCCUCUGCAAGGCCGUCAACGGAACCGUGCUGCCCAAGCUGACGGCUCCGGCGGCCGAGGAGCUGGGCUACUGCGACAGCGUAGCCGUGGACGAGGUGGGAGGCACGACAGUGGUGGUGUUCAAGAGCGAGGGCGCAGAGAGCCGGAUCGCAACGGUGCUCAUUCGCGGAUCCACAGACAAUGCGAUGGACGACGUCGAGCGGGCAGUUGAUGAUGGAGUGAACAACUUCAAGGCCUUGACUCGUGAUGGGCGUCUCCUGCCUGGCGCCGGAGCCACCGAAGUGGAGCUGUCGCAGCGACUGGCAGUGUACGCCGAUACUCUUCCUGGGCUGGAUCAGUACGCCGUCCGGAAGUUCGCUGCUGCGCUUGAGGUCUUCCCCAAGGCGCUGGCAGACAACUCCGGCGUGAACUCCACGGAUGUGCUGCAGGCGCUGCACUUGGCGCAUCGCGGAGGCUCCGUGAAUCAGGGAUUCGAUCUGAACAGCGAACUUCCGGCGACGGUGGACGCCAAGGAGGCGAAGAUCUUCGAUAACUUCGCUACGAAGGCGUGGGCGCUGAAGUACGCCGUGGGAGCGGCCACGACCAUCCUCAAAGUGGACCAGAUCAUCAUGGCGAAGAGAGCGGGCGGACCGAAGCCCCGACAAGCGCCCCAGAGCGAUGAUGAGUCGUAGAGCAGCGUCCGGAUCACUUCCUCCUCUUAUUUUGUAUUAACUCACGAGAUCUUUCAGCUUCAAUACAUCCAGUGUCACUAAACAUUACUUGGCUCGCACCAUGUGCAUGAAGAC